UUCCGGCGCUUUAUAUAAAGACCGCCCAAUCCAAACUUAGGAAGAAUCUCCCUCUUUCUCUCUCUAAAUCUGUGAGAAGACUCUGUUGCGGAAGUAUCCGAGUCUACCGAUCGUAAAACUCUCACGAUGCUAGAUUUUGCAGAGAUCUCAUGGGUCAUCUUCCCCUUCUUCUCAAAGCUCCUCAUCUCCCUCCGGCUGAUCCUCAGGAAGCAGCACCAGAAGACUAGGAAGAACUCAGCUCUCUCCUCCAUGGCCCUCAGCCCCGCCGCCCCUUCCCCCGCUCUCUCUCCCUCCUCUGCAACAACACCAACGCCCGCUAGAUCUCCCUCCCCAUGUUCCCUGCCCUGGCCCAAGGUCGUCUCGCCUUCCGCCGCUCCUCCGCCUUCUCUGGCGUCGAAGCCAGAUCGCCUCCUGUCAUUCAAGCCGGAGACCCCGAUCGGCCUCCCUCGCGUUGGUACCUGCGGGGAAGACGGCGCGAAGGUCGCCGGAGUGAUCAAGAGGAAGCGGCCGGCGAGGUUGCUCAUCCCGGAGAUGCGCCCACCUCCGGCGGAAUGCGAUGAGUUUGGAGGAUGGGAGGCGGAGGAGAAAGUGGUGGAGGUUGAGGGGUCGGGUUACUGUGUGGUCGGGAAGAAGGGAAGGAGACGAGUAAUGGAGGACGGCUAUGGAGUCAUCACCGACGUCCUUGAAGAUCCCAAGCAGGCUUUCUUCGGCGUGUUUGAUGGGCACGGUGGCCGUGGCGCGGUUGAUUUUGUGACAGAAAAACUUGGCAGAAAUAUUUUAUCCGCCACUAAAGAUGUACAACAUGCAGAAAACGGUUUCAGAGAAGCCAUUAGAACUGGCUACCUGACCACAGACAAGGACUUCCUAAGUCAGGGUGUUGGCAGUGGAGCUUGUGCAGCCACUGUGCUGGUGGAAAAUGGCAAUCUACACGCAGCAAAUGUGGGAGAUUGCAGAGUCGUUCUAAGCAGAAAUGGAGUUGCAAUCCCCUUAACAAGCGAUCACCGCGCCGAAAGAGCCGACGAACGCAGAAGGGUCGAGAAUCUGGGAGGAUAUGUGGACUGCAUCAAUGGAGUUUGGAGAGUUCAGGGCUCGUUGGCAGUCUCCAGAGCCAUUGGAGAUGUUCACAUGAAGGAGUGGGUGACAUGUGAACCGGAGAUCAACGAAAUUACUCUUUCAUCUGACUGUGAAUUCUUGAUCAUGGCUUCAGAUGGCCUGUGGGACAAGGUGAGUAAUCAAGAGGCAGUGGAUGAAGUUAUGAAGAACAGGAGCAGAACCGAGUCUUGCAGAAAGCUUGUGGAGAUGUCUUCUCGCAGAGGCAACAAGGAUGACAUCACGAUCAUGGUGGUCGAUCUUCUAAAGUUCAUGUGAAAUUCAAGUCUGCAGAAUUUCAUCUAAUUAGAUUGCUCGACAUUCAGAGUGGGGGAUCUCUAGAUCUCAUAAACCCGAGUGUAUAUGGUUACGAGAGACUUUCUUGGCCAAUUUUGAACUAUAUAACUAAGGCCGUCCGGUAGCCAACCCUGUAUCAUAUAGCCCUAUUAGGUUGAUUCUUUUCUGUAAUUUUUGUUUAUUUUUCAGUUUCUUGGUGAACAAGAACAUUGGAUCUAAUUCAUGAAAAUCAAAUCAAAUGGAGUGCCCAAUGUCCAAUGAA
This is a messenger RNA of Nymphaea colorata (pocket water lily), 1648 nucleotides long. RefSeq names its product probable protein phosphatase 2C 74. Lineage: Eukaryota; Viridiplantae; Streptophyta; Magnoliopsida; Nymphaeales; Nymphaeaceae. Bases 127 to 1368 code for a protein of 413 amino acids. Gene Ontology annotation, molecular function: cation binding; protein serine/threonine phosphatase activity. Gene Ontology annotation, biological process: protein dephosphorylation. The record is from RefSeq and is a predicted model, not a curated record. The transcript has 5 exons.